ACGUCGACGUGACAUGCAACGUAGACMUAUACGUAUACGUAACUUCCCCGGAUGUCGGUCUUUUUUUCAUAGCAAAGAUGGCAGAGGGAGACAAGAAGAAGGUGGCCAAGAAGGCUCAUUGCAGUCGGAACCCUGUCCUGGCCAGGGGCAUUGGUCGCUACUCCCGCACCGCCAUGUACGCUCGCAGGGCCAUGUACAAGAGGAAGACCAAGACCACUGAAACCAAGAUUGAGAAGAAGAUGAAGGUCAAGACUCCAUCCACAAUCACCAAGACUGUUGGRGGAGACAAGAAUGGAGGCACUCGUAUUGUCAAGAUGCGCAAGAUGCCCCGUUACUACCCCACAGAGGAUGUGCCUCGUAAGCUGAAGAACCAUGGUAAGAAGGCUUUCAGCCAGCACAAGAGGAACCUGCGUGCCACCAUCACCCCAGGAACCGUGCUUGUACUACUCACUGGGCGCCACCGUGGAAAGCGUGUUGUGUUCCUGAAGCAGCUCUCCAGUGGUCUCCUGCUUGUAACUGGUCCCCUGGCCCUGAACCGUGUUCCCCUGCGCCGGGCACACCAGAAGUUUGUCAUUGCCACAGCAACCAAGGUCGACAUCUCUGGCAUGAAGAUCCCCAAGACUCUGUCAGAUGCCUACUUCAAGAAGAAGAGGCUGAGGAGACCCCGCCACCAGGAAGGAGAGAUCUUUGACACAGAGAAAGAGAAGUACCAGUUGACAGUGCAGAGGAAGGAGGACCAGAAGGCUGUGGACUCUCAGCUUCUACCCCUCAUUAAGAAGGUUCCCCAGCUGAAGGGCUACUUGCGAUCCUCUUUCUGCCUCUCCAAUGGGGUCUACCCUCACAAACUGGUUUUCUAAAUGUAUUGUAAUAAAGAGUACCACCACA
Salvelinus sp. IW2-2015 is the source of this 885-nucleotide messenger RNA. RefSeq names its product large ribosomal subunit protein eL6. The record is from RefSeq and is a predicted model, not a curated record. NCBI's taxonomy places the organism in Eukaryota, Metazoa, Chordata, Actinopteri, Salmoniformes, Salmonidae. Gene Ontology annotation, biological process: cytoplasmic translation; ribosomal large subunit assembly. Gene Ontology annotation, molecular function: RNA binding; structural constituent of ribosome. Gene Ontology annotation, cellular component: cytosolic large ribosomal subunit; ribosome.